CCUGAUGACUUAAAAAACAAAACAAAAGGCUUGAAGAUAUUGAAUCGCUAAAAAACACUUGUAUCAAACACACUACACAACAUCACUAAUCAGCAGCACUAGUUGAAUCGAAGACUAUGGAGUCGGACGACAUGGACUCAUUGUUCGAAGGAAUGGUGCUAUUCGAUCCCUCUCAACCCUCACUCCCACCUUCAUCAACUCAACAAUCUACUCCUAUCGAUAACAGUUCUUAUGAUUCCAAACACCACCAGAAUCAUCAACCGGAGCCGACGGAUCCUCCGGCGCCGGAGUUGGCUUCUCAGCCUCUCGAUGAGAAUUUAUUCUCCGAUCUCACUCUGGUUACUCCGCAGAUUCAGCAAACCCUAGCGGAACCUUCGCCGAUUGUGGCCACUGCGCCGAUUAUUACUAAGUCGAUUACUCGACAAGUUUCGAAUACGAGGAAGAAGAAGCGAGCUGCUGGAUUGCGGAUCGGUUACAAGAAGGAUGAUCUUGACUCGGUGGUUGACUCGGUUGUCACGGCUCGGAGUUCUUCGGUGCCGGAGGAGGAAAUUAGGAUUAGUGAAGUUGAGAAUCGUGAUCGGGAAGUAGAGGCGAUAGCGAGAACGGUUGUUGAUAGUAAUAUGGUUCAAGAUAUGGGGGAGAAGCCUGAUGUUGAUAAUGAUUUGGUUCGAGACGUAGGCGAGAAGCCUGAUGUUGACAAUGGUUUGGUUCGAGACGGAGGGGAGAAGCCUGAUGUUGAUACAAUUGGAGAAGAGGAGGAUAGGAAGAGUGAGGAUUGUUCAAUUGAGCGGAGAUUCGAGAAAAUUAGGAGUGAGAUUAUGGAGAAUUUGAAGCGUGCGAGGGAACGUGUUGAUUCUGUAUCGCAAAUGAGGAAGGAAUGUAUUAGGAGGCGGCGAAAAGCUGCUGAGGAUUUGAGUAUGGCCUCUACGAAGUAUAGGGAAUUGGAGAGGCAGUUGGAAGAAGCUUGUGAGGCUGAGGAUUUCGAGAUGGCUGAUAGGCUUAGUGAUAGUCUUGCUUCUGCAGAUUCUGAAAAGGAAAUGUUGGCGGUUGCAUUAAGGGAUGCUGAUGCAGAGUGUGAUGCAGUUGAUGUUAAGAUGCAGGGAGUUCUUGAUCUUCAGAUCGCAGCUGAGGAGGAAUGUGUUUCUUUGCUGCAAAGGUUCUCUAUGGAUGCUGCAAAAGAUGCCGAUUUGGUCCUAAGGAAUGCAGAGCUUAUGUCUUCAAAAGAAAUAAACCAAUGGGAUUCAUCAGUUGAACUGGCAGAAGUCAAAAGGAUGGAACUGGAUGCUGAAUCAUUUAUUGUGAAUGAGGCAAGACUGGCAUUAAAUGAAUCUGUUGAUCAUUUAGUUGAGGAUGAGAAGAGAGAGUUAGAAAUUCUUCAUAGAGAAAAAGAAGUGUUGACAGAUGAAUUGGAAAGACUACUUGCUUUAGUGAAACAAAAAGAAUCAGAAAUAAAAGAAAAUGAGUCUAGCAUUGAAAAAGUUGAAAAAAGGAUUACCAAUGCAGUCUCUAGCUUUCAGGAGGCUCAGUCAAGCAUCAACGCAAAAUAUAACAAUUUGCUGUCGGAGUUGUCACAGAUGGAGUUGCAGAAUGAAUCAUUAUCUAGAAAAAAGGAAGAGGUUGAUGAAUGCUUCUCUCAGGAACAAGGCAGGGCAGCGAAGAUUCAAAACCUUGCCAAGACCUCUGCUGAUGAAGCAAACAUGUACCAAGAAGUUGCUGUGUUGCGGAAAAAAUUGAUACAAUUCAUUUUGAGAACUAGGGAACAUAAACUGAUGCUUGCCAAGACAGGGGACAAACUUACUGAAGAUGUGCAAAUGCUUAAACAAGAUAUAUCAAAUGGGAGAGCUUCUCUACAGGAGUUAUCUACAACAAAAACAAGCAUCCAGCAGGAAAUUGAAUCCUUUAAGCAGAGGCUUCUGUUCAUAGACAAAAGAAUUCCAGAACUUGAAGCAGAAAAGAAAGUUGCUGCUAGUGUAAGAAAUUUUAAGGAAGCAGCACGGCUAGCUGCUGAGGUUAAGGCACUUUGUGUUGAAAAGGAAGGUAUACAAACAAAAAUGGAGGGGGCAUUGUCAGAGCUUGGGAAGUUCGAGGGAGAGAUUUUAGACACUGUUAACAGAUUGCAGGAUACUGAAGCUCAUCUUUUGUCCAAGGAAAAAGAACUGGCAAUGACUAGAUUUCAGAUUCUACUGCUCAUAGCAGGUGCUGCCACUUCCGAGAAGUCAGCCGCAUUGCAGUUAGGUGAUGUUGAAGAGGGUGAAAUCCUACUCGGGGAAGCUGAAGUUGCUGAAUCUGAAGCAAGAAAACUUCAGUCAACUUACAAUUUCAAGGAAGCUGAGUUUGAUGAUCUUCCAAAACACUUUAUAUCCAUGGAACUCGUUUCCAAUCUUGAGGGGAAAAAGCUAGUCGAGUUAGCAGCAACUGCGCACAUUCCGGCACCUUGAUCAGUAUAUAAACAGAGAUAUUGAGCACAGUUGAAUCUUUAUAUUACUUCCUUUUUUUUGUCGAUCGUGCAAUUGAUUUUUUUGAUACUAAAGAAUCAUGUAGGGGUUUUUUUUGUGACAAUAUUAAUUUAUUUAAAAUUA
This is a messenger RNA of Daucus carota subsp. sativus, 2579 nucleotides long. RefSeq lists its product as uncharacterized. The coding region runs from base 117 to 2438 and encodes 773 amino acids. The transcript has 3 exons. NCBI's taxonomy places the organism in Eukaryota, Viridiplantae, Streptophyta, Magnoliopsida, Apiales, Apiaceae. The record is from RefSeq and is a predicted model, not a curated record.